AUGAUUAAAGAAAACUAAAAGGAAGAGACUAUUAAUUUGAUAGAUUGCAAGACAUUAAACUAAUUUGAAAUAAAUGUAGACGAUUACAAUUAAACAUCUGAAGUUUUACAAAGAGAUUCAGAUAUUUACUAUUCAAAGCUCUAAAAUUUGUAGUUCUAAUUAUAAGAUAAGCUGAAUUAAUUUUCAGACUUGGAUCUUUGUAUCCUUUUUGACUGUAAUAGCCCUCUCAAACAAGGCACUUUAAUUGAGAUCUCAAAAAUAUUAGAAUUUCUUCCUCAGUUGAAAUAUCUCUCUCUAAAAUUCAUAUAUUCUAAUAUAGAUGAUACUUCUAUUUAAAUACUAUUUAAAUCUCUUUCUUAGCUUAAAUUCUUGUAUGAUCUUAAUUUAGAAGUAAGAAAAAGCAAAUACUUUGGUCUCAACUCAUUUUUAUGCCUUUCAUAGUCUCUAUCCUAAAUGUAGAAUUUAUAUAAGCUUAAUAUUACAAUAGAAGAACCUAAUUAUGAGCUAAAUAAUGAAAUUACAGCACUAUUAUCAAGCUUGACUGAUUUAAAAAAUUUAAAAGAAUUGUAAUUAUAUCUGAAUGUCUUUAACUUUAGCUCAAUUACUAGUAAACAAAUUGGUACUUUAUUUUCAAGUCUUCAUAAUUUGGAAUCUUUAAUAUUAGUUUUGGACAGUCUGUACGGAGAUUAGAUAGAAAAUACUUUUGCUGAGAGCUUAGCUUAGCUAAAAUCACUUAAAAAGCUACAAUUUAAAAUUCUCAGGACUUUUUUUAAGAUAGAAAAGAAUGUCGUGCAUUAAUUUAUAUAAAGCAUAUUAUACCUAUCUCAAUUGUAGGAGUUGAUUGUAGAAGGAUUAAUUAGUGAAGAUGACUACUAAAAUUAAAUGAAAUUUUUUAAUAUUUUAAAAAGCCUAACUUAAAUUAAAAAAUUACGACUUGAGCUUAAUACAAGUCACAUAGAUGAAGACUUGUCAAAUAAUCUAAGAAAUUUAAAAGAUUUAGAACAUCUUUAAAUAGAACUAAAAGGCAGUAUUGAAGAUUUUGAUGCUUUCGGAUUUAUUCAUUUUCUUGAAUCUGUAGAGAGUUUAUAAGAUAAAAUAAAAUACUUUAGUAUGAAAUCUAAUUUCGAUAUGAUUAAAAAAAAGAAUUAAUUUAUAAAUUAAGAUGUUUAAUAUAAAUUAGUGUAAACUUUAAAAGCUCUAAAUAAUUUAAAUAAGGUGUCGUUAGACCUUUAAAAAUUAGAUUUUGAAACAUAAAUUUAAAUAAUAGAUACAAUUUAAAGAGUUAAAUCUAUAGAACAUUUAUCUAUUUAUUUUUAUUAUACUCUUGUUAAAGAAUUAAAAGAAAGUUAAAAAAAAAUCGAAAAUGAAAAUGAAUAAAAAUAGCAGACAUUAAUUUAAAAAUUACUUAAGCUUUAACAAAUGAAAAGCCUUAGUUUUUACUAUUUUGAUUACACAGACAGUUAUGAAAUUAAAGAUGGAGCACACUUAAACAAAUCAAUGCAACUCUUUAAUGAAAGCUCAACAGAGCUAACUUAAUUAAAAAGAUUAACUGUUUUUGAAGCUUUCAUUCCAUUAAGUUAUAUUCCAAAUAUUUUAGAAUAUUUGAAAUAGCUUAAAUAAACUCUCAUAAUUACAAUCCCUAAGAGAAAUAACUGUUAAUAAUGA
This is a messenger RNA of Tetrahymena thermophila SB210, 1665 nucleotides long. RefSeq lists its product as hypothetical. The record is from RefSeq and is a predicted model, not a curated record. NCBI's taxonomy places the organism in Eukaryota, Ciliophora, Oligohymenophorea, Hymenostomatida, Tetrahymenidae. The transcript is spliced from 3 exons.